AUGUCCCCUCUUAGAGGCUAUAUCACAUCAUACCCGCCGCGAGUGCGCCAAUAUGGAAACGCGUUGCUGACCCCCGUGUACCCGGUGCAGACGGGUCCUACUCCGCGGACGACGAAGCGCGGCACCACGGCAAUCAAUUAUGCUGAAGAUGGAUAUGACGACGAUGAUUUUGAUGAUAGUGAUGGUCCCCGUCGGCCAACCGGGCUCAGGAGUCUGCGCCGUGAGGAGUCAACUGGGGGCACGAUGUCUUUGUCCGAGAAAUUAGGGAAGGAAGCACAUGCGCCAGUCGAGGUGCAGGGAGUGUUUCGCGAAUGGAUGAUCAAGAGGAUGUUGCGGCCAGCAUGCGCGGACCAGCUACAGAUCCAAGCACAGCUACCAUUGACCCUCGUGCCUAUUCGAAUCGAUGUUGAAGUUUCGGCUCACCAACCUUUGGAACCCUUCCCUUUCCCCCGCGGCGUCAUGGAUCCUAGUGUCAACCCAACGCUCCCUGCAUAUCGGAGGCCAGAACCGUUACCUCCGUUCCGAAUCAAGGAUACCUUCCUCUGGAAUCUUCAUGAGGCCCUUGCUACUCCGGAAGAAUUCGCAAUCGGAUUCGUUCGCGAUCUCGACCUCCCGAACCCACAGGCCACUACAAUGACCAUCAGCAAUCAGAUCCGUCAACAACUGGAAGAAUAUGCGGGCGUGGCAUUGCAUCCUCUAUUCCAGAGUAGUCAGCCAAUUCCUGUGCCGAGCUUACCUCCUCAAACUGAAGCGUCACGCGACACAUCGAUGACUCCGGCCGCGACCAACAUAGAUACACCCGAUAGUCGGGGCAAUGGAGCCUUGGUAACAGUGACGAAGGAGGCGCUGGUCAACGACAGUCUUCUGAAUCCAGAUGAUGCCUACCGCUGCCUCAUCAACCUCAACAUCAAUCUACAAAAUAAGCUGUACACCGAUAGGUUUGAAUGGUCUUUGCUUCACCCUCCUGGAAUGGCGGAGGAAUUUGCCAAGAUUACAUGUGCUGACCUCCAUCUUGGUGGAGAGUGGGUCAGUGCUAUCUCACAUGGCAUCUAUGAGGCUGUCCUCAAACUCAAGAAGGAAGUUUGCGAAAGCGGCGGCCUUGUAUAUGGAAUCAAUGGCUACGGGAAUGAGAUCGACAACCAGGCAGCAAAUGGUGUCGAAGCUGGUUGGCGAUAUGACCCGGAGACUUUGGGCGAUGAGUGGGAGCCCAAGGUUGAAACAUUAUCCAAGGAGGAGAUCGAAAGGCGAGAGGGUGAUCGUGAGCGGCAAAUUAGACGUUUACGACGAGAAACUGCUCGGUUCUCUUCGACUGCGGGAAUCACCCCUGAGGCUUCUCGGCAGAGCAGUGGUGGAUAUUUCGAUGUCGAUAGCGAGACACCCCUGGGCCGCGGCGAGCGGAACAAGCGAAAGCGCCGGUUCCGCAGUCUCAGCCCGUUAGGUAGAGGCACCCCUGGAGGCCGGGGAACCCCUGAAACAGGUUCCGGUGCUGGCUAUGGUGGUGGCGGUGGCACUCUCACCGAUUGGGAACGCCAAAGCUGGCGAUGCAGCAACUGUAUGGUUUGGGGCACCGCAGUAUGGGCAGUACGAGAUGGACCGGACGGCCCAAGGACACUUUGCCACAAUUGUGGCUUCCUCUACGAACGAGACAAGACUGCUCCGGAAUGGUCUAAAGACCUUCACCGCCAUGAUGUCCCUGUCGGCCGCUUUACAUAA
Penicillium macrosclerotiorum is the source of this 1713-nucleotide messenger RNA. RefSeq names its product putative RSC complex subunit Sfh1. Lineage: Eukaryota; Fungi; Ascomycota; Eurotiomycetes; Eurotiales; Aspergillaceae. Gene Ontology annotation, molecular function: transcription coregulator activity; zinc ion binding. The record is from RefSeq and is a predicted model, not a curated record. Gene Ontology annotation, biological process: regulation of transcription by RNA polymerase II; chromatin remodeling. Gene Ontology annotation, cellular component: nucleus; RSC-type complex; nuclear chromosome. The transcript is spliced from 4 exons. Bases 1 to 1713 code for a protein of 570 amino acids.